AGGCCGUCGGGAGAGGCGGCCGCGCUGAAGAGGGCCAAGAUGGCAGCCGCGGCAGCCUCGCUUCGCGGAGCGGUGCUGGGCCCGCGGGGCGCCGGGUUGCCCGGCGCGCGGGCGCGGACUCUAUUGUGUGGCGCGCGGCCCGGGCAGCUCCCUUUGCGGACGCCUCAGGCGGUGCCCCUGUCGUCCAAGUCCGGCCCGUCCCGGGGCCGCAAAGUGAUGCUCUCGGCGCUGGGCAUGCUGGCAGCUGGGGGCGCGGGCCUGGUCGCUGCUCUGCACACAGCCGUGAGCGCCAGUGACCUGGAGCUGCACCCGCCCAGCUACCCGUGGUCCCACCGCAGCCUCCUCUCUUCGCUCGACCACACCAGCAUCCGGAGGGGCUUCCAGGUCUACAAGCAGGUGUGCUCCUCCUGCCACAGCAUGGACUACGUGGCUUACCGCCACCUUGUAGGUGUGUGCUACACAGAGGAAGAAGUCAAGGCCCUAGCUGAGGAGGUGGAGAUUCAGGAUGGCCCCAAUGAGGAUGGAGAGAUGUUCAUGCGGCCAGGGAAGCUGACUGACUACUUUCCCAAACCAUACCCCAAUCCCGAAGCUGCUCGAGCUGCCAAUAAUGGAGCACUGCCCCCUGACCUCAGUUACAUCGUGCGAGCUCGGCAUGGUGGCGAGGACUAUGUUUUCUCUCUGCUCACGGGCUACUGUGAGCCACCCACUGGGGUGUCACUUCGAGAAGGCCUGUACUUCAACCCCUAUUUUCCUGGCCAGGCCAUUGGCAUGGCUCCACCUAUCUACAAUGAGGUCUUGGAGUUCGACGACGGCACCCCAGCUACCAUGUCUCAGAUAGCCAAGGAUGUGUCUACUUUCCUGCGCUGGACAUCUGAGCCAGAGCACGACCAUCGCAAGCGUAUGGGUCUCAAGAUGUUGAUGAUGAUGGGCUUACUGCUGCCCCUGAUCUACGCCAUGAAGAGGCAUAAAUGGUCAGUCCUGAAGAGCCGGAAGCUGGCAUAUCGUCCACCCAAGUGAACCUGCCCAAAGUCUGCUUGACAUCCUGCCUGUAUGGUCCCUCAUGCCAAGGAGCCACCUUAGGUCUAUCAGGCCUCAGUCGGCCCUCUUUGUCUGAGACAAGGGGGGAGGGGACAGAUGAGCGGGUUCAAACUCCAGAUUCUGCAGUCCCCAUUAUGGGAAUAAAUUAAGUUUCUCAAAAUACA
This is a messenger RNA of Erinaceus europaeus (western European hedgehog), 1202 nucleotides long. RefSeq names its product cytochrome c1, heme protein, mitochondrial. Bases 40 to 1017 code for a protein of 325 amino acids. The record is from RefSeq and is a predicted model, not a curated record. NCBI's taxonomy places the organism in Eukaryota, Metazoa, Chordata, Mammalia, Eulipotyphla, Erinaceidae. The transcript has 7 exons. Gene Ontology annotation, molecular function: heme binding; electron transfer activity. Gene Ontology annotation, biological process: mitochondrial electron transport, ubiquinol to cytochrome c.